Nelumbo nucifera (sacred lotus) is the source of this 7860-nucleotide messenger RNA. RefSeq names its product transcription regulator. Gene Ontology annotation, cellular component: P-body; CCR4-NOT core complex. Lineage: Eukaryota; Viridiplantae; Streptophyta; Magnoliopsida; Proteales; Nelumbonaceae. The record is from RefSeq and is a predicted model, not a curated record. Gene Ontology annotation, molecular function: molecular adaptor activity. Gene Ontology annotation, biological process: negative regulation of translation; nuclear-transcribed mRNA catabolic process, deadenylation-dependent decay.
CGAAAGACCCCUCUUCCGUGUCUCGACGUUUCUCACUCUCUCCGUAAUCUCCUAAUUUCACAAAUCCCUUGAAUUUCUCUGAAGAAACCCCAGAUUAAUCUUCUAUUAUCAACCUUCGUGCAAGAAUCCUAGUGAUCGCUCAAUCCAACACACCAUGCUUCCUUUCUCUCCAACCAUUUCGAACCAGAUUCGGUUCUUGCUUCAGAGCUUGAAUGAUUCUAACUUCGAUUCUGUAUUUCGCGAGCUAUGCCAGUUUGUUGACUAUGGGAGUGAGGGGAGUAUUUUGCUUCUCCAGAGCUGUUUGGAUCAUGUGAAUUUUCAUGGGGGGGACAUGCAAAAUGUUCAAUGGAAACCAGAUAUUAUUGCUGCAAUCUUCAGAUAUUUGUUGGAUAAACCAAAUUUCAGUACUGUGUUAUCUGAAGCACUGAGAAGUACAGUGGUUAGUGAAGGAUUUCUUCGAGAUUUCUUUGGUGCAUUAAACUUCUCAGUUUCUGAGAAAAUUGCGAUAGGUCUUGCUUUGUCAGAUUCAGAAAAUCUUGAUAUAAGAACAAGUGGGCAAAACUUCUGCAUGUUCCAGAUUGAGGAACUGUGUUCCCAUCCUGCUUCCAUUGAUUCUCAAGAGCAGAUUCAAGAUAUUGUAAUGUUUCUUAACCGGACUGAGGGCCUUGCAACACAUGUGGAUUCCUUUAUGCAGAUGUUAUCUUUGUUGCAACUGAAAGAGAAGACUUCUUUUAUAUUAGCUCCGUUGUUUUCAGAUGAUUCACAUGAUGCUAGUUCUUUGAGUCAUUUGGAUCUAUUCUAUGAAUGCAAAGAAAAUGAUUUUGAUGCUGUUCUGGCGGAGAUAGAAAAGGAGAUAAGCAUGGCAGAUGUUAUGAAAGAACUCGGUUAUGGAUGCACGGUUAAUUCUUCACAUUGCAAGGAAAUGUUGUCUCUUUUUUUACCUUUGAAUGAAGUCACUCUUGCUAGGAUUAUUGGGACAAUUGCACGCACCCAUAUUGGUCUUGAGGACAACCAAAACAUGUACUCAACAUUCUGCUCUGCUCUUGGUAGCAGUUCAUCAUCUGAUACAUCGUGGUUGAGCUCCUGGAAUAUUGAUGUUCUUGUAGACUCAAUUAAGCAACUUGCCCCGGGAACUAAUUGGAUUAGUGUCAUGGAAAACCUGGAUCAUGAGGGGUUCUAUUUUCCUAACGAGGAUGCUUUUCGUUUUUUCAUGUCUGUUUAUGCAAAUGCGUGCCAGGAUCCAUUCCCGCUCCAUGCCAUUUGUGGGUCUGUCUGGAAGAAUGCUGAGGGUCAGCUGUCAUUCCUAAAAUAUGCUGUUUCAUCACCACCUGAAAUAUUUUCCUUCGCACAUUCUACAAGACAGAUGACAUAUGUUGAUGCUAUACAGGGUCAAAAGCUUUCAUAUGGAAAUGCAAACCAAGCAUGGUCAUGUCUAGACCUCUUGGAGGUGCUUUGUCAACUAGCUGAGAGGGGGCAUGUUGUUUCUAUCCGAUCAAUGCUCGAGUAUCCUCUUAAACACUGUCCCGAAGUCUUGCUUCUUGGCAUGGCCCAUAUCAAUACCACAUUUAAUCUCCUACAGUAUGAAGUAUCUUCAACUGUUCUACCCAUGAUUGUUGGAAAUGCUAUUAGAAGUGGUAUUGUUCUCCAAAUAUGGCAUAUCAAUCCUAAUCUUGUGCUGCGAGGAUUUGUAGAUAUUCACAGUGCUGAUCAAGACAACAUGUCAAGAAUUUUGGGCAUUUGCCAGGAACAGAAGAUUCUUUCAUCAGUGUUGGAUGCAGCCCCAUUUUAUUUCAGUAUUAAACUGGCUGCCCUUGCUUCUCGGAAAGAACAUAUAAAUCUCGAGAAGUGGUUAAAUGAUAAUCUAAGUACAUACAAAGAUGUCUUUUUUGAGGAAUGCCUCAAGUUCUUGAAGGAGAUAAUGUUCGAUGCAGCACAGGAUGUCCCUGCUACUCCAUUCCGGCAUACUGGUGCUAUGGUGAAUGCUUACUCAGAGACAAGUUCAACAAUAUUCAAGGUCCUUCAAGCCCAUUCUGGGCAGAUUACAUCUCGUCAGCUUUCUGAGGAAAUGAAAAAGUUGCAUGCAGCAUCUGUGCAUACUAAUCCUAGAUUGCAGAAUGGUGGAACCACCGAUUCAUCUACUUCUGAUGGAUAUGCAGAUGAUAUUGAGGCUGAAGCAAACUCCUACUUCCAUCAGAUGUUUUCUGGUCAGCUGUCCAUAGAUGCGAUGGUUCAAAUGCUUGCUCGUUUCAAGGAAUCUUCUGACAAAAGGGAACAAUCAAUUUAUGAAUGCAUUGUAGGGAAUCUAUUUGAGGAGUACAAGUUCUUCCCCAAGUAUCCAGAAAGGCAGCUUAAAAUUGCAGCUGUACUCUUCGGUUCUCUCAUAAAGCAUCAGCUUGUGACCCAUCUUACCCUUGGUAUUGCUCUCCGUUGUGUUUUGGAUGCACUCCGUAAAUCAGCUGAUUCAAAAAUGUUCGUUUUUGGGGUCAAGGCUUUGGAGCAGUUUCUGGACCGCCUAGUAGAGUGGCCACAGUAUUGCAAUCAUAUCUUGCAGAUAGCCCAUCUUCGUGGCACCCAUUCUGAGCUUGUUGCAUUCAUUGAGCGUGCUCUUGCUAGGAUAUCUUCAGGCCAUUCUGAACCCAAUGGUGGCAUUAGUUCUACUGAGCAGCACCAAGUUUCUACCCAGGCUCCCAUGGAAAAUGUGGAGGCAUCUGAAUCCUUGUGGCAGUUAGGGGGAUCUGGCACCACACAGCCUGGGCAGCAACUCUCCUCUGCUCUCCAGCUUCAGCAGCGACAGCAAGGUUUUCUUGAUGAGAGACCGAGAACAUCUACAACUUCAGUAAGCUACAUGAAGCCCGUUAUAUCUCCUGCUGGGCAAGCUUCACUUGUUUCCACCCAGGAUACGCUGAAUAAUCAAAAGCUGCCUGUCUCCCAAUCAUUCCAGACAGUUUCAUCGCAGAACACUGCAAGUGGUUUGGCAACUGUGUCAUCCUCAACUGGUUUUCUUCGUCCUUCCCGAGGAAUUGCAUCUACUGGUAUGCUUAGACAGCAUUCAUAUAAUACAGGGUUUGGUUCUGCUUUGAACAUUGAAACACUUGUUGCUGCUGCUGAGAGAAGGGAUACUCCCAUAGAGGCUCCCGCAUCGGAGAUUCAAGACAAAAUACUCUUUAUGAUAAAUAACAUAUCGGCUGCAAAUCUUGAAGCUAAGGCAAAAGAAUUUACUGAGAUUCUUAAAGAGCAGUAUUAUCCAUGGUUUGCACAGUAUAUGGUGAUGAAAAGAGCAAGUAUUGAGCCGAAUUUCCAUGAUCUGUACUUGAAGUUCCUAGACAAGGUUAAUUCAAAAGCACUGAAUAAGGAGAUUGUCAAAGCUACCUACGAGAACUGCAAGGUUCUUUUGAGAUCGGAGCUUAUAAAAUCAAGUUCAGAAGAGCGUUCCUUGCUGAAAAAUUUAGGCAGCUGGCUUGGGAAGUUCACUAUUGGCAGAAACCAAGCACUAAGGGCUCGAGAAAUUGAUCCUAAAGUUUUGAUAAUAGAGGCAUACGAGAAAGGGCUAAUGAUUGCAGUAAUUCCAUUUACCUCAAAGAUUCUGGAACCAUGCCAGGGCAGUCUAGCUUAUCAGCCUCCCAAUCCAUGGACUAUGGGCAUCCUUAGUUUACUUGUUGAGAUUUAUGCAUUGCCAAAUCUGAAAAUGAACCUCAAGUUUGAUAUUGAGGUCUUAUUUAAGAACCUUGGUGUGGAUAUGAAAGAUGUAAAACCAACUUCUCUUCUGAAAGAUCGUGUUCGGGAAGUUGAAGGCAAUCCCGAUUUUUCGAACAAGGAUAUUGGGGCAUCCCAAGCUCAGAUGGUUACUGAAGUUAAUUCAGGAAUUCUAUCUACAUUAGGUCAAGUUGAACUACAGCCUGAAGUUGUUAAUCCAUCUCACCCUGGUCAUUCAAAUGUACUAUCUCAGUAUGCCACUCCUCUUCAUCUGGCUUCUGGUCCAUUAAUGGAAGAUGAAAAGAUGGCAGCAUUAAGCUUAUCUGAUCGCCUUCCUUCUGGUCAAGGAUUGUCACAAGUUGCUCCAUCUCAGACACCAUUCUCUGUUAGUCAGUUACCCACUCCAAUCCCUAAUAUUGGAACUCACGUAAUUGUCAACCAGAAGCUUAGUAAUUUGGGCCUACAGCUGCAUUUUCAGAGGAUUUUGCCAGUCGCCAUGGAGAGGGCUAUCAAAGAGAUAAUAUCUCCUAUUGUUCAGCGUAGUGUCACAAUAGCCAUGCAGACAACAAAGGAGCUCGUUUUAAAGGACUAUGCAAUGGAGUCGGAUGAGAGCCGCAUAUAUAAUGCUGCACACUUGAUGGUGGCAAGCUUGGCUGGAAGUUUAGCUCAUGUUACGUGCAAGGAACCUCUUCGUGGUUCGAUUUCAAGUCACCUGAGGAAUUUGCUACAGGCCUUAAGUAUUGCAAGUGAACUUCUUGAACAAGCUGUGCAACUUGUUACAAAUGAUAACCUUGACCUGGGUUGUGCAGUAAUCGAACAGGCUGCAACAGAGAAGGCACUACAAAGCAUUGAUGGAGAAAUAGCUCAGCAACUUUCUUUAAGAAGGAAGCACAGAGAAGGUGUUGGUCCAACUUAUUUUGAUGCGAGUACUUAUACACAAGGUCCUAUGGGUGUGGUUCCAGAGGCUCUCCGCCCCAAACCUGGGCGGUUGUCCCAUUCCCAACAGCGAGUGUAUGAGGAUUUUGUUCGGUUUCCUUGGCAAAAUCAACCAAGCCAGAGUUCAAGCACCAUUGCUGCUGGUUCACCUGUGUCAUCUGGUGGUUCAAUUAGCUCUGGCCUCUCUCGUGCUUAUGGUUCAAUGUCAGGGCAGCUCAGUUCAGGGAUCUAUUCGUCUGUGCAAGGGGGCCAAGGAUUCAGUGCUGUGGGACAGCCCAUGGAUAUUAUUUCUGAGGAGAUGGACGCUGCUUCAACACAAUUACUGAGUGCUUCCUCACCUCAUAUUGGGGUGACUGAUGGUGUUAUGCAGCACACGUCUGAAAUCAAUUCUACGGUUGCUUCUUUUCCUCCAAGUGCUGGAGCCCCUGAAUUGCUUUCUGUGGAACCCUCACCUUCUGUGAAGGAUUCUGGAGCCACUACACAACCAUCACCUACAAUUUCUGCCGCAGAGCGCCUAGGAGGUGGCAUGUCAGAACCGUUAUUGUCCACAGGAGAUGCUUUAGAAAAGUACCUGCUUGUGGCACAGAAGCUGGAGGCUUUUGUAGCUAAAGAUGCCAGGGAUGCAGAAAUUCAGGGUGUUAUUGCUGAGGUUCCUGAAAUUAUACUCAGGUGCAUAAGUCGAGAUGAGGCUGCAUUGGCUGUGGCCCAGAAGGUUUUUAAGAGUUUAUAUGAGAACGCAUCCAAUAGUGUACAUGUUGGUGCUCAUCUUGCUAUUCUGGCUGCUAUUCGAGAUGUUUGCAAGCUUGUUGUCAAGGAGCUCACAAGUUGGGUUAUUUACUCAGAUGAGGAGCGGAAGUUUAACAAAGAAAUAACAGUUGGCUUAAUCCGCAGUGAACUGCUAAACCUUGCAGAGUACAAUGUCCACAUGGCCAAGCUUAUUGAUGGGGGAAGAAAUAAGGCUGCAACAGAGUUUUCCAUUUCUCUUCUCCAAACGUUAGUGGUUCAGGAAUCAGGUGUCAGUGUGUCAGAACUCCACAAUCUUGUUGAUGCUUUGGCAAAGUUUCAGCUUGCAAUGAGACCUGGAUCACCUGAAUCUUUGCAACAGUUGGUUGAGAUUGCCAGGAACCCUGCUUCUAAUUCCGCUGCUCUGUCUGGUCUAGCUGUUGGCAAAGAUGAUAAGGCCAGGCAAUCUAGGGACAAAAAGGUACCUUCUGGUCGUUCUAUGUCUGGUAGGGAAGACUAUAACAAUGCUGAAUCUGCAGCGGAUCCUGCUGGUUUUCGUGAACAGGUUUCUGUGCUCUUUGCUGAAUGGUACCGUAUUUGUGAACUUCCUGGUACAAAUGAUGCUGCUUAUACCCAUUAUAUUUCACAGCUACAACAGAAUGGAUUGCUUAAGGCAGAUGAUAUGUCAGAUCGCUUUUUCCGCAUCCUUACAGAACUUUCUGUGGCACAUUGCCUCUCAUCUGAGUCACUGCAAUCACCUCAACAACUCCAACAUUUAUCUUUUAUUGCUAUUGAUAUGUAUGCAAAACUUGUAGUUUUAAUCUUCAAGUACUGUGUGGUGGACCAGGGAUCAAGCAAACUACUACUACUGCCCAAGAUCCUGGCUGUGACUGUUAGAGUCAUCCAAAAAGAUGCGGAGGAGAAGAAGGCAUCAUUUAAUCCAAGGCCGUAUUUUAGAUUGUUCAUUAACUGGCUCUUGGAUCUUGGUUCUCCAGACCCUUUGCUAGAUGGUUCCAACUUCCAGGUGUUGACUGCAUUUGCAAAUGCUUUUCAUGCAUUGCAGCCUCUUAAAGUUCCUGGUUUCAGCUUUGCAUGGCUUGAGCUUGUAAGUCACAGGAGCUACAUGCCAAAAUUGCUUACUCUCAACCUUCAGAAAGGUUGGCCUUUUGUUCAACGCUUGCUGGUAGAUCUGUUUAAAUUCCUGGAGCCAUACUUGCGCAAUGCUGAACUGGGAGAGCCGGUUCACUUUCUGUACAAGGGCACUCUGAGGGUUCUACUGGUUCUUCUGCAUGAUUUCCCUGAGUUUCUAUGUGAUUAUCAUUUCAGCUUCUGUGAUGUCAUUCCUCCCAGUUGCAUCCAGAUGAGGAAUGUUAUUUUGAGUGCAUUUCCACGGAAUAUGAGGUUGCCUGAUCCCUCCACUCCCAACCUAAAGAUUGACCUGCUAGCAGAGAUCAGCCAAUCACCACGAAUCUUAUCUGAGGUUGAUACUGCUCUGAAAGGAAAGCUAAUGAAGGGCGACAUAGACGAGUAUCUCAAGACAAGGCAGCAAGGCUCUUCUUUUUUGGCAGAGCUGAAGCAGAGACUGCUGCUUUCUCAAGGGGAGGCAGCACAGGCUGGGACUCGGUACAAUGUACCUUUGAUCAACUCCCUUGUACUAUAUGUUGGAAUGCAGGCUAUCCAGCAACUUCAGGCCAAAACUCCAUCGCCGCAUGCACCACCAAUGGCUCAGGGUGCUUCCAUGGAUAUUUUCUUGGUUGGUGCUGCCAUGGAUAUAUUCCAAACUCUGAUAGCGGAUUUGGAUACUGAAGGGCGUUACCUCUUCCUCAAUGCAGUUGCUAACCAGCUGCGCUACCCAAAUAACCAUACUCAUUACUUCUCAUUUGUCCUUCUUUAUUUGUUUGCUGAAACAAAUCAGGAAAUCAUCCAGGAGCAAAUAACAAGAGUGUUGUUGGAACGCCUGAUUGUCAACCGACCCCAUCCCUGGGGCUUGCUAAUUACAUUCAUUGAGCUCAUCAAGAAUCCUAGGUAUAACUUUUGGAAUAGGUCAUUCACAAGGUGUGCGCCAGAGAUAGAGAAACUGUUUGAAUCAGUCUCAAGAUCAUGCGGGGGUCCCAAACCUUUGGAUGAUGCUAUGGUUUCUGGUGGGAUUUCUGACAAUGCACAUUGAGUAUUAGAUUAGGUUUUGACACAAUUCACAAACCGAAAGCAAGCGCAUGGUGGUGCAUCAUGGGCGCACUUGGAACGUAGACAAUUGUAAAUUAGUAACCCUUCUAGAGGGGGGUGUCCUUUAUUUGUAUAGUCUCAUUUUUGUCCAAAGGCUUGUUUAGAUAUGUUCACAUUUGCAGCGGCAGAUGACUGGUUCUUCGAUGGAUGUUGGACGAAUGGGGAUCUAGUGAUAAUUAUGGUUGUUGAUAAGUUGAAGACUCCAGUUUUGGAGCUGCACCAUAGUUGAAAGUUGAAGCAUUUUAUUUUGGUAUUAACAAAGAUGAAACACUUGGAUUACUGUCA